Molecule: messenger RNA, 2212 nt
Organism: Hypoxylon trugodes
Lineage: Eukaryota; Fungi; Ascomycota; Sordariomycetes; Xylariales; Hypoxylaceae
Product: MFS general substrate transporter
Exons: 7
Coding region: 212-1984 (590 amino acids)
Biological process (GO): transmembrane transport
Molecular function (GO): transmembrane transporter activity
Source: RefSeq, a predicted model, not a curated record
AGCUCACACCGGUACACUCGCAGCUAUCAUACUUAUGUAAGUGGCGUGGAUGGCAUUACCAUGUUAAUAAAUGUUUGCUUAAAUGAUUAUUUAAUCUGCUCCCUGCCGACCUGGGUAGAUAAGUAUGUAAGAUCUGUCGUCCUCACAUCGAUCCGUGCAUCUUGGAUGUCCAAAGUCGUUGGUAUACGAUACCAACAUACUCUUAUGGGCUAUGUUGUCCGUCAUUAAGCUUCUACUAACAGCAAUUGGUGCUGGGCCUCUCGAUGAACCGCCAACCAGUAAACCUGUCAAUGUCCCCCUGCAUCAUGAACAAGAAAUUGAUGAGGUUAACGCGGAGCAAGCCACUGUUGAUACAGAGAAGCAUGCAAUAAGUAGUGUUCCUGUUGAGACCGGUACCACGACAAUUGAAGCUGCCCAAGCCAUCUGGGGUAAAAAAGGCCGAUGGCUUGUCAUCGCUGGCUUAUGCCUGAUCAUGAUCGUGUAUGAAAUCGACAAUAGCACCGUAUACAUCUACAAAAACUAUGCAUCGUCUGAGUUUGAGGAACUUUCCAAGAUUGCAACCCUGAGCACGGCUGGGACAAUCAUAUUCGCAGUAGCAAAACCGCCCAUCGCCAAGUUGUCCAAUGUAAUAGGUCGCGGCGGCACAUAUCUCAUCGCUAUUAGUUUUUACAUCCUAUCCUACAUCGUCAUGGCCUCGGCGAAAGCGUUUAACGCUUACGCUGCCGGCUCUAUUUUCUACGCGUUUGGUCAAUCAGCCACCAACCUGAUGAAUGAUAUCGUCAUUGCCGACUUGACCACCGCCCGAUACCGAGCAUUCGGCAUUGGCCUUUCGUUCUGGCCUUUUCUGAUCACUCCGUGGGUAUCCGCCUUCAUUGUCGACAGCGUAACAGCACCCUCAGGAAUCGGUUGGCGUUGGGGUAUUGGUAUGCUUGCCAUCAUUAUGCCAUUCUGCGCGAGCUUCAUCGUUACUACUCUGUUAUACUACCAGAUCCGAGCAAAGAAAGAGGGACUUGCACCCCGAGCGAAGAUAUCUGUAUACGAAUUCUGCUCACAGAUCGAUCUCGGCGGCGUGAUAUUAUUUAGUGGUGGCCUUGCUCUCUUACUCAUUCCAAUGACACUCGCUGCUACGACGCCUUCUAGUUGGAAAACGCCAUGGAUUGAUGUGCUAAUAGCACUUGGUGCUGUGCUACUGAUUAUUCUUCCGUUCUACGAGCAUUACCUUGCGAAGCAUCCUGUGGUGCCCCCUCACUAUUUUGCCAAUCACACCAUAUUCUUAUGUUGCUUGCUUAUAGCGCUGGAUAGUGUUGGAUUUUCUGCGACGCAUACGUAUAUCUAUGCCUGGGUAACAGUGGCGCGUGGCUUGGACGCUCGCGACGCUACUUUCUUCACCUAUACCAACGGAGUAACACAAUGCCUUGUCGGUAUUCUUGCCGGAUUAGCGAUGGCCAAGACCAGGCGCUAUAAAUGGGUUUGCGUACUUGGCGCGGUCGUACGACUAGUCGGCUACGGCGUUAUGCUUCGACUCCGUGGCUCCGAAAAUAGCAUCGCAGAGAUCUUUGUCGUACAACUGAUCCAAGGUAUCGGAAGCGGUAUGGUCAGCUCAACCCUUCUUAUCCCAGCACAAGCCGUUGUUUCCCAUGCAGAAAUGCCACAGAUGACUGCGCUAGUUGUCUGUUUCGCCUUCGUAGGGAGUAGUGUAGGGUCAUGUAUUGCAGGCGGCAUCUACACUGGCCUAAUAGAGACUCAACUGUGGCGAUACUUGGGAAAUGGCGCGACCGCGGAAAUGGUUGCCGAGUUGGCAAAUUCGAUUACGGGUGUUGUUCCUGAUUGGGGUACGCCCGACCGGAUGGCCGUCAAUCUUGCGUUCACGGAGGUGAUGAAAUACAUCACCUACUCGGCCGUGGGUACUUCCGCGGCGGCUCUCAUCGGAUCGCUUCUUAUGCCCAAUUUUGAAUUACCUGAUAAGAAUAAUCUCGUGGAAUGAUGUAUGGGGGAUGGAUAGCGGAGGUGUAGAUCGGCAGGAGCCGGUAAUAUUGGCGGUUUGGGGGGUUAUUUUGAUGGAUUUUUACCACUUGUCUACCUAGCAUACCUGGAAGUAAGACAUAUAGUAAGUAGCCGAAAGAAAGAUAUAAUCAAUCGCCUCUUGAGAUAACAUCAUAAUAUCAUGUAUACAUCAUAAUUAUAGCGCAAGCCUUUGCGGGAAACCCCACCU